Drosophila melanogaster (fruit fly) is the source of this 4724-nucleotide messenger RNA. RefSeq names its product dorsal (gene dl). Lineage: Eukaryota; Metazoa; Arthropoda; Insecta; Diptera; Drosophilidae. Gene Ontology annotation, biological process: Toll signaling pathway; positive regulation of antimicrobial peptide production; canonical NF-kappaB signal transduction. Bases 582 to 3581 code for a protein of 999 amino acids. Gene Ontology annotation, molecular function: RNA polymerase II transcription regulatory region sequence-specific DNA binding; DNA-binding transcription activator activity, RNA polymerase II-specific; DNA binding. The transcript has 6 exons. Gene Ontology annotation, cellular component: nucleus; nucleoplasm; cytoplasm. The record is from RefSeq and is marked reviewed.
AGUUAGUGUUCAAAUCGCGGGCGUCGAGAUCGGUUGGUAGUGCGUGUGUUACGGGUAUUUUAUCUCCACCUCCAAAUUGUGCCUUAUUUACCUUUUUCGCUGUGCUUUAAGCUUCCGCUCUCUUUCGCUCUUCUGGAGCUCGAAGGCAGGUUGAAAUACCAGUAGAUAAAAAUAAAACGAAAAGUAAAAGAGCUGCAUAAAAACGCAUAAAUUCAAUUGAGCUCUAAGCAAGUUUCACUUGCUUUUUCGUAUUACGAGUGACAAAAAAAAGAGACCCACCAAUAUAACGGAGGAAAAAACAAAAAUAAAAAACUCGGCGCACGUAUUGAUAAUUUCUAUUAAAACUGAACGUUUACCGAUUAGAUUACACGGCACAUCGACACUUUAACCACAAACAUCGCAAGAAUAACCAAAGAAAAUGGAGGGCAGAGCGCGAUAACAAAUUACCCUAAAUUAUAAAUCGAAUAAAUCGAAAAACAAAAACAAAAGGUGUCCGAUUUACUUAGCAAACCCAGUGAUAUCAAUGCAUAUAAGCGAGAUUUCAGAUCACUCCUUGACUUAGAUAAUAUUUUGGCCACGUAAUGUUUCCGAACCAGAACAAUGGAGCCGCUCCUGGGCAGGGUCCAGCAGUUGAUGGCCAACAGAGCCUCAACUACAACGGCCUGCCCGCCCAGCAGCAGCAGCAAUUGGCACAGUCCACGAAAAAUGUGCGAAAGAAGCCCUACGUAAAGAUCACCGAACAACCGGCAGGAAAGGCGCUAAGGUUUCGCUACGAGUGCGAGGGACGCUCGGCGGGAUCCAUUCCGGGCGUGAACUCUACGCCGGAGAACAAGACCUAUCCGACAAUCGAAAUUGUGGGCUACAAGGGACGCGCCGUAGUUGUUGUCUCCUGCGUCACAAAGGAUACGCCAUAUCGUCCUCAUCCCCACAAUUUAGUUGGCAAGGAGGGCUGCAAGAAGGGCGUCUGUACACUGGAGAUCAACAGUGAGACAAUGCGAGCGGUGUUCAGUAACUUGGGUAUCCAGUGUGUCAAAAAGAAGGACAUUGAGGCGGCGCUCAAGGCGCGCGAGGAGAUCCGUGUGGAUCCGUUUAAGACUGGCUUUUCGCAUCGUUUCCAGCCCUCGAGCAUAGAUCUGAAUUCGGUGCGAUUGUGCUUUCAAGUAUUCAUGGAGAGCGAGCAGAAGGGUCGAUUCACCUCGCCACUGCCGCCGGUAGUUUCGGAGCCCAUCUUCGAUAAGAAGGCCAUGUCCGACCUGGUCAUCUGCCGGCUGUGUAGCUGCUCGGCCACCGUUUUCGGCAACACCCAGAUCAUCCUGCUCUGCGAGAAGGUGGCCAAGGAGGACAUCUCCGUGCGAUUCUUUGAGGAGAAGAAUGGCCAGAGUGUUUGGGAGGCCUUUGGUGACUUCCAGCACACGGAUGUCCACAAGCAGACUGCCAUUACCUUUAAGACGCCGCGCUAUCAUACCCUGGACAUCACAGAGCCCGCCAAGGUUUUUAUUCAACUGCGACGUCCCUCGGAUGGAGUUACCAGCGAGGCCCUGCCCUUCGAGUACGUGCCAAUGGACUCAGGUAAACAUACAUUCUGGAAUCUUCAUCGGCACCUCAAGCGGAAGCCGGACGAAGAUCUCUUUCAGCAGAUCCUCAGGUUGGACGCCAAACGGGAAGUGCAGCCGCCAACGAUUGAGGUUAUCGAUUUGGAUACACCGAAAAUAGAUGUGCAACGUGAGAUACCUUCGGAAAUGGAAUUUAAUCAUGAGGAAUCUCAGCAAUCAGAGCCAGCUCUUGAGCAAGAGCAGUCAGUGCAACAGGAGCAAUAUACUCAAGAGCAAUCAUUGCAACAAGAGCAAUAUACACAAGAGCAAUCAUUACAGCAGGAACAAUAUUUACAACAACUAGAACAGCAGCAAUCUUUUCAGCUCGAAGAACCGAUGCAACAGGAUCAGGAACUACCAGCGCAGCAAUCGUUCGAUCAGGCUAUAGAUCACUUGCCCGAUCACACCUCAGAUCAUAUUCCCGAGGACAUGGAGGCGGCGGAUGCCCAUGCAGAAGCCGAGGCCCAUCGCCUGCGAUCCGAGCAGGAAAAAGAGAUUGACACCAUUAUCGAUGAAAAGGUACGAGAACUGGAGCAACUGGAUUUGGGUCAGCAGUUGGAGCCACGUCCUUUGACGGCCAACGAUAAGAUCACCGAGUGGAUGAAGUCCAGUGAGAUUGAACAGCAAGUCCAUGAGCCCAGUCCCACUGCUGAGGCAGAUGUUUUGGACUCCGCCCUUGAGAUAUCCAAGGCAGAUAAGACCCUUGACGAACUCCUUGAGACCGUGGCCGAACUGGAUGAGAUAUACACGGACUUCAAAGUUCAGAGGGAUACGUACAAGAAUACCAUACAAAAUGAGUUGGCGGGACUUCAGGGUCGUGCGCCGCUGCAGGUGGAGGAUAGCUUCGAUGACGCUGCCACCUACACAAGCUUACAGAUUGCCUUCAAGAAUCCCGUCCUCAUACCCAUGGAUGAUAUAAUGCCUCCAACUCCGCCCAUGUCGCAAUGCGCUCCCGAAGAUGCCCAUCAGCAUUACGAUCCCGUCGAGGUGAACUCUCAGGCCCGCAAGCCGGAGACUCCGAUGCGACCAGUUCCUCCAGUCCCGCCGGCAAUUCUAACAAUUCAAUAUCCACCAGAAGAGGAUAAGUUGCCCCCAUUGCCACCGAAAAGAAUUCGAAAGCAGGACAGCAAUGCUGAGAAUCGAUCAAUCGAGGCCAAUACGGUUCAGACCAAGCCAUCUACAGGCGAGUCUCCUCUAAACAAAAGACUCCCACCUGCUCCAAAGAACCCGAACUUUAAUACACUGCCCAGGCAGAAGAAGCCGGGAUUCUUUUCGAAGCUUUUUUCGCGCCGCAAGAGCAAACCAGAUUUGGCCCAGGGGCAGGAGAACAGCUCUAUAUUGGAUUCCAAGGCAAAUAGCAGGGAGCCAAGUAUAGGUCACUUUAACAUGCAAGACCCGAUGAGGGCAUCGCUGCGCUCCUCCAAGUCAGCUGCCCCGUUCAUCUCGAAUCCAGCGCCUGCCAAAUCCAGUCCUGUCAAGGCCAAGAAACCAGGAUCAAAGCUGACCAAGCCCGUGGGCAGGAGUGUGAGCAGUGUUUCCGGAAAGAGACCCGCCUACCUGAAUGCUGAUGUGGUGCAUAUACCGCUGAAAGGUGACAGUGUCAAUAGUUUGCCACAGCAACAGCGAACCGAGGGCUACUCCCAAUCCAGUACGAUUUCGGUGGGAGCUGGGUUGGAUAGACGCACUGCAUCUGCACUACAGCUGGCUGACAUACCAAUUAGUGAGGGCGGAAUGGAACUGGUUGCCAUUGCCGAUCGACAAAGUCUACACAAUUUGGUCAGCUCCAUAGAGGGUCACUUCAAUGUCCAACUGGACCCCAAUUUGGAUCUGACCGAGGCCGAGCACUUUGCCCUGUACACGAGUAUUCCGCCACUUGCGGCGGCCAGUGAAUUUGACGAGACCUCCGCCUACUAUGCUCCCGUGGAUGCUGGCGAGAUUUUAACGCCGGAUGAGGUGGCCAAGCGAUUGGCUGCGGCAAAUGGCAUCUAGAUUUGUUGAUUUGAUUGUUUAUAUUCUUUAUAGGCAAACGAACCGAGGAAAAUCCUCGAACGAAACCCAAUAACGAAGCAAGUUGGCUUCAAGCCAGUGGAAAUUGCAUUGUAUUUCUCGGAAUCUGUUUCCAUUAACUCUGGCGCCACAAAUUGUCCACUUGUUGUAAGGCCGGCUGGAGCGCAAUGUCUUCAGUACCUUAAUGAAUUUGUAUUUGUUUUAUAAUUAAUAAUUGUGCUAAAAGUAUCCCCAAAAUAAUUUGUAAGUGAUACCAGGCAAAAGACCCCAAAGAAAUGGGUCAAACCCAAUGAUUUGUUUGUUGUCCAGGUGGCCCAUUUGAAGGGGCCAACCUAACUAUUGUAUUUAAGCGAAAUCACUCAAUUUUCAGAGUAGCGUAAGAUUUCCCAAUGGAAUCGAAUAUAUUGUUUAAAUUGAAACCGAAAACCCGAUCAUAUGUACCUACAACACGGUGUGUAUAUUUUGUCUUAUAGAUCCAGCGCACUUGAGGCGGAAACGUCAGAAGACUGGCGGUGAUCCCAUGCACCUGCUGCUCCAGCAGCAGCAGAAACAGCAAUUGCAGAAUGACCACCAGGAUGGCAGUAAGUUGACUGUUGAGAUUUUUCCCAAACUGGUGUCGGUCUUCUCUAUCCUCUAUUGUGUCUGUCGCGACUUUGAGUCGAUUUUUUCCCAUGUGUUUGAAUCCACUUGGGUACACAUACUUUGUUUUGAGAUGGAUGCUAGACAUCUAACUGAAUCCUACCUAGUCAAAUAGCAUCAUAUAUAUUUGAUGUUUUCUUCGGUAUACCAAAGACUACUUAACAAAUCAUCGCCCCCGAUGACGUAUUACUCGAAUAGACUCUUUUAGAAACUAUUAGAAAGCACUCAAUCAAUGCACAAAUCCACUCACCCAGAACACCAUGAAAUCUACGUAAAGGGGGGUAAUGUCCCCACUAUAUUUAUAUAUUGAUUUACAUGAUUAGUCGAAAUUAUAGUCAAGAAAAUGAGAGAUUGAUUCGAAAUCAAUAUGAAAUUUUUGUCGCUUUUCUACUCGUUUACAUGCGAAGAAUAUUUGAUAUUUUUAUAUACGAAAAAUUAAGAGUUUGGUAAAAAUAUUUUGUAUAAAAUAUUGUAGCUUAAUAAAAC